Messenger RNA from Sapajus apella (tufted capuchin), 6861 nucleotides. It is a transcript of the gene USP54, whose product is annotated as ubiquitin specific peptidase 54. Bases 1077 to 6089 code for a protein of 1670 amino acids. NCBI's taxonomy places the organism in Eukaryota, Metazoa, Chordata, Mammalia, Primates, Cebidae. Gene Ontology annotation, molecular function: cysteine-type deubiquitinase activity. The transcript has 23 exons. Gene Ontology annotation, biological process: protein deubiquitination. The record is from RefSeq and is a predicted model, not a curated record.
CAUGAUUGUUUGUCUUAAGCCUCAAGUGAAGUUUGUGAUAUGUCCUUUCAAGUUACUUUUGGUUAGUUUCUUAAGUUUACUUUGUUUUUAAUUGGAAGCUCCACCUUUUUAACUUUGUCAUGAAUUGUCAGUGCCGAGUUCCUGGUAGUUGGUAAAAAGAAUUGCCUUCUCCCUGAUAUCCUGUUCUGUGGGAAGCCUUUGUGGUUUGGAGUCACAGCUUCUCAUUGUUGCUAGCUACAGUUGUCUCCUCCCUCCUGCCCUUCCCUCCCGACCGACCGCUCUAGCUAUUCCCUUGUCCCUCCCCAUUCUUGUAUCACUUGCCCCACAGUUACCCUCGUGAUUAGAGGUCUUUUGCUGGAGGUUGACUGUGCUGUCUGCUCUCUGACACAGUUGGCUAUUCUAGUCCCAGAAGAAAGAAGAGAGACUUGCUGAAGAUCUGGAUGGGACAAUAGAAGUUUAGGGGCGCAUUAAAAAGAAGCAGCAAGAGCAUCAACAAAAACCUCAGAUGAUUCAAGCAGGCUUCUUGGCCUUGUGGAACUUUUUGCAGUUGCUCAGAAUUUGUUUUUGGUUCAGAGGAUGAUGGGACAAGGCAAUAGAGAACAAGGAGGGUUAUGUUGGAUUCUUGUUUAUCUGUUUGCCUCUCCUUCCAGUUGGAAAAUCUUCAGUCCAUAAGAAGCAUUAUCAACAAGCCUGAAGGAUACAUCUUACCCUGAUCCUGGAUGCCGUUGGAGUUGAGGAUUACAUCCACUUUACCAGGACUUUAUGGAGGCCAUUCAAGAAAAAUAGAAGGAAGCAAUACUUAAGGCUUUUUCUGUUAACAUUAGUCCUAUGCCAUGUUACAUUUUGGACAUUGUUUGAAACAAGUGAGGGAGGGCUCUGUCAUCUGGAUCUAGGAGGAUACCUGAGUCCCUUGAACUACACAGAUGAUAUUUGGAAGGUGGUAAACUCAAAAUCUUCCAACAUAAAUUCACUGAAUUCUGGAUUCCCUUCCUUUUUAGAACUUUAGCAGACAGAAAUUACCUGCCAAAAAAGGCACAAAAGCUUCUCCCUUUUUUUCAGGCUCAAUGUGAACAAUAAUGUCUUGGAAGAGAAAUUAUUUUUCAGGGGGUCGGGGUAGUGUACAAGGGAUGUUUGCUCCUAGAAGCUCAACCUCCAUAGCCCCCAGCAAAGGCCUCAGCAAUGAGCCAGGGCAAAACAGCUGCUUCCUCAACAGUGCCCUGCAGGUUUUGUGGCACUUGGAUAUCUUCCGACGUAGCUUUAGGCAGCUUACAACUCACAAGUGCAUGGGAGAUUCCUGCAUCUUUUGUGCUCUCAAGGGAAUCUUUAACCAGUUUCAGUGUAGUAGUGAAAAAGUGCUUCCAUCUGACACUCUCCGCAGUGCUCUGGCAAAGACUUUCCAGGAUGAACAACGUUUCCAGCUGGGGAUUAUGGAUGAUGCUGCAGAGUGCUUUGAAAACCUCCUGAUGAGAAUUCACUUCCACAUUGCUGAUGAAACCAAAGAGGAUAUAUGUACUGCCCAACACUGCAUUUCUCAUCAGAAGUUUGCAAUGACAUUGUUUGAACAGUGUGUAUGUACUAGCUGUGGUGCCACUUCUGAUCCACUCCCUUUCAUCCAGAUGGUACAUUAUAUCUCCACCACUUCCCUCUGCAAUCAGGCUAUUUGUAUGCUGGAAAGACGAGAGAAACCUUCACCAAGCAUGUUUGGUGAGCUGCUACAGAAUGCCAGCACCAUGGGGGAUCUGCGGAACUGUCCAAGCAACUGUGGAGAGAGGAUCCGGAUUCGCCGUGUAUUGAUGAAUGCUCCACAGAUUAUCACGAUUGGGCUUGUAUGGGACUCAGACCACUCAGACUUAGCAGAAGAUGUUAUCCAUAGCCUGGGAACCUGCCUUAAGCUGGGUGAUCUGUUUUUCAGAGUGACAGAUGACCGGGCCAAGCAAUCUGAACUGUACUUAGUCGGAAUGAUUUGUUACUAUGGCAAACAUUAUUCUACGUUCUUUUUUCAAACCAAGAUCCGCAAAUGGAUGUACUUUGAUGAUGCUCAUGUCAAGGAGAUUGGGCCCAAAUGGAAGGAUGUGGUGACCAAAUGCAUCAAGGGGCAUUAUCAGCCCCUGCUGCUGCUUUAUGCAGAUCCCCAGGGUACCCCAGUGUCCACCCAGGACUUGCCUUCCCAAGCGGAGUUCCAGUCAUACAGUAGGACAUGCUAUGAUAGUGAAGAUUCAGGGAGGGAGCCCUCCAUCUCAAGUGACACUCGAACAGAUUCCUCAACGGAGAGCUAUCCCUACAAACAUUCCCACCAUGAGUCUGUGGUCAGUCACUUCUCUUCUGAUUCUCAGGGGACAGUCAUCUAUAAUGUGGAGAAUGAUUCCAUGUCUCAGAGCAGUCGGGACACAGGACACCUGACUGAUAGUGAAUGCAAUCAGAAACACACAUCCAAGAAAGGGUCACUGAUAGAACGAAAGAGGAGCUCUGGUCGGGUUAGGAGGAAAGGCGAUGAGCCUCAGGCCUCAGGAUACCACAGUGAAGGAGAAACACUGAAAGAGAAGCAGGCUCCCAGGAAUGCCUCCAAACCAUCCAGCAGCACCAAUAGGCUGAGGGAUUUUAAAGAGACAGUCAGCAAUAUCAUCCACAACAGACCAUCCGUGGCUUCUCAGACCAAUGUAGGCUCUCACUGUGGAGGUAGGGGAGGAGACCAGCCAGACAAAAAACCUCCUAGGACCCUGCCUUUACACUCUCAUGACUGGGAAAUAGAGAGUACCAGCAGUGAGUCAAAAUCCAGUUCUUCCAGCAAGUAUCGUCCAACAUGGAGACCCAAACGAGAAUCUCUGAAUAUUGACAGUAUCUUUAAUAAGGACAAAAGGAAGCACUGUGGCUAUACCCAGCUUAGUCCCUUUUCUGAGGAUUCAGCUAAAGAAUUUACACCAGAUGAACCAAGCAAGCCACCUGCUUAUGAGGUUAAAUUUGGUGGAUCAAGCCCCCAGUACAAGCGCUGGGGCCCAGCACGGCCAGGCUCUCACCUUUUAGAGCAGCAGCCCCGACUAAUCCAGCGAAUGGAAUCUGGCUAUGAAAGCAGUGAGAGGAACAGCAACAGCCCUGUCAGCCUGGAUGCAGCCCUGCCUGAGAGCUUAAAUGUCUACAGGGAUUCAAGUGCUAAGAGAUCAGCUGGGUUGAUCCCUUCCUGGCGUCACAUCCCAAAGUCGCAUAGCAGUAGCAUCCUGGAAGUGGACUCCACAGCAUCCAUGGGUGGCUGGACAAAGAGUCAGCCUUUCUCAGGUGAGGAGAUGUCUUCUAAAAGCGAACUGGAUGAAUUACAGGAAGAGGUGGCCAGGAGGGCGCAAGAACAGGAACUUCGAAGAAAACGAGAGAAGGAGUUAGAGGCAGCUAAAGGGUUUAACCCUCAUCCUAGCCGCUUCAUGGACUUGGAUGAACUGCAGAAUCAGGGGAGGAGUGACGGCUUUGAGAGGUCCCUGCAAGAGGCAGAGUCAGUGUUUGAAGAGUCACUGCAUCUGGAACAGGAAGGAGACUGUGCUGCAGCUUUGGCUCUCUGUAAUGAAGCUAUCUCUAAACUAAGACUUGCCCUGCAUGGUGCCAGCUGUAGCACGCACAGCAGAGCCCUAGUCGAUAAGAAGUUGCAAAUCAGUAUUCGAAAAGCACGGAGCCUGCAGGAUCGCAUGCAGCAGCAGCAGUCAUCACAGCAGCCGUCGCAGCCCUCAGCCUGCCUCCCAUCACAGGCGGGGACUCUCCCUCAGCCGACAAGUGAACAGCCUAUCCCGCUCCAAGUAUUGUUAAACCAAGAGGCCCAACUGGAACACUGCACGGAUACAGAGUUUGGGGCCAGUUCUUUCUUCCAUUCACCUGCUUCCUGCCAUGAGUCACACUCAUCACUAUCUCCAGAGUCAUCUGGCCCGCAGCAAAGCUCCCCUAGUAGAUCUGCCUUGAAGCUUCUGACUUCAGUUGAAAUAGACAACAUUGAACCCUCUGUAUUCCACAGGCAAGGUUUACCCAAAACACCAGGGUGGACUGAGAAUAAUUCUCAUCACAGUUGGGAGCCAUUGGAUGCCCCAGAGGGUAAGCUGCAAGGCUCUAGGUGUGACAACAGCAGUUGCAGCAAGCUCCCUCCACAAGAAGGAAGAGGCAUUCCUCAAGAACAGCUGUUCCAAGAAAAGAGGGAUCCUGCUAACCCAUCCCUGGUGAUGCCUGGAAUAGCCACCUCAGAGACAGGAGAUGAACACAGCCUAGACUACAGUCCUUCAAAUUCAUCAGCUCAGCCCAGUCUUUCCCUGUAUAGAGCCUGCCACCCCAUAAUGCCUGUUGCUUCUUCAUCUGUGCUUCACUCCCCUGAUCCUGUGCAGAAAACUAACCAAUGUCUCCAAGCCCAAAGCCUCAAAACUUCAUUAACUUCACAAGUGGACAGAGGCAGUGAGGAGCCCUAUAGGCCAGAGUUUCCCAGCACAAAGGGGCUUGUCCGUUCACUGGCUGAGCAGUUCCAGAGGAUGCAGGGUGCCUCCAUGAGGGAUAGCACAGGUUGCAAGGAUAGAAAUUUGUCAGGUAGUCAGAGGAAGAACUCUUCCCCUUCUGAUUCUAAGCCUCCUUUCUCACAGGGUCAAGAGAAAGGCCACUGGCCAUGGGCAAAGCAACAAUCCUCUUUGGAGGGUGGGGACAGACCUCUUUCCUGGGAAGAGUCCACUGAACAUUCUUCUCUUGCCUUAAACUCUGGGCUGCCUAAUGGUGAAACUUCUAGGGGAGGACAGCCCAGGUUGGCAGAGCCAGACAUAUACCGAGAGAAGCCGCUUCAAGUGAGAGAUGCUAGGUCUAAGGAUCUGAGCAGCAGUACUGACUUGGGGACUUCUUUGCCUUUGGAUUCCUGGGUGAAUGUCACAAGGUUCUGUGAUUCUCAGCUUAAACAUGGGUCCCCUGUAACCUAUCCAGAGAGAAAUCACAUCCUUUUGCAUCCACAUUGGAACCAAGACACAGAGCAGGAAGCCUCAGAAUUGGAGUCUUUGUACCAGGCCAGUCUUCAGGCUUCUCAAGCUGGCUGUUCUGGAUGGGGGCAGCAGAAUAUGGCCUGGCACCCACUUAGGCAAACAGGCUCUGCAGAUGGCAUGGGAAGGAGGUUGCACUCAGCUCCUGGUCCUGGUCUCUCAAAGACUCCAACAGCAGAAAUGGAGCACGGUCUCCAUGAAGCCAGAACAGUGCGUACUUCUCAGGCUACACCUUGCCGAGGCCUCAGCAGGGAGUGUGGGGAGGAUGAGCAGUACAGUGCAGAGAACUUUCGCCGCAUCUCACGCAGUCUCAGUGGCACCGUUGUCUCAGAGAGGGAGGAAGCUGCAGUUUCUUCCCACAGUUUUGAUUCAUCAAACGUGAGGAAGCCUUUGGAAACCGGGCACCGUUGUUCCAGCUCCUCUUCCCUCCCUGUCAUCCAUGACCCUUCUGUGUUUCUCCUCGGUCCCCAACUCUACCCCCCCCAACCACAGUUCCUGUCCCCAGAUGUCCUGAUGCCCAGCGUGGCAGGGGAGCCCCAUAGACUCCCAGGAACUUCGAGGAGUGUCCAGCAGUUUCUGGCUAUGUGUAACAGGGGUGAAACUUCCCAAGGGAUCAAGUACACAGGAAGGACUUUGAACUACCAGAGCCUCCCACAUCGUUCCAGAACAGACACCUCCUGGGCACCCUGGUCAGAGACCAACCAGCAUAUUGGGACCAGAUUCCUGACUACUCCAGGAUGCAAUCCUCCGCUAACCUACACUGCCACACUACCAGAAAGAAGCAAGGGCCUUCAGGUUCCUCACGCUCAGUCCUGGGGGGAUCUUUUCCAUUCACCCUCCCACUCUCCCAUUGUUCAUCCUGUGUACCCACCAUCCAGCAGUCCCCAUGUACCCCUAAGGUCAGCUUGGAAUUCAGAUCCUGUUCCAGGGUCCCGAACCCCUGGUCCUCGAAGAGUAGAUAUGCCCCCAGAUGAUGACUGGAGGCAAAGCAGUUAUGCCUCCCAGUCUGGACACAGGAGGACAGUGGGAGAGGGGUUUCUGUUUAUUCUACCAGAUGGGCCUGGAAGAGAGCAGCUCAGGGCUAGAGUCCUGCAGCACAGCCGAUGGUAAAGGUCACCCUUUCUUUUCCUGGAGCUACACCUUUCUCUGUAAAACUGUAGUGUGGCAGUGCUGGUACCCUGCAUCACUGCCAUGGUUGUGCUAUUCUCAUCUCAACAUAGAAUUGGUGGGUUCUCCUAGGGGUGUCAGGAACCUCUAAAAAGACCGGAUUCUUUGGGAGGGGAUAUUUGAAAUUCCAACUUCCAUUCCCCCUAGCAAAAGGAAGCAGCUGCUGUUUAAACAUUUUAUCUGAGCCACUUUAAAAAUGAAUCCAUGGUAUUACUCUGGAUACUAGCCAUUCCUUAGGAUCUUAAGGUCACAUUUUAUUCCUGGAUGCUUUAUGUCCCCACCUCCACCUGAGCCCUCGUCUUCUGUUCCCUACUAUAUUCCCAACUUCUACUCUUUGUUUUAUCCACCUAUCCCUAUUACCUGACCCUUUGUCUUCCCUAUCUCUCACCCUUGGAGAGACAUGUAGCCCGUGGUCAUAGUUCUGAUUGCAUCAUCAGGACAUCCCCCCUGCCCAGGUAUUAUGGCCCAUCAGCAUUAAGUGUGCCCUCCGAACCUUAGGCCUAGAACGCGGAGCUGCCAACAUAACAUUCACCCUUUUGAACAGAUGGGAGUCAGGCACACUAACACAGUCUUCUGUCCUCAGCAGCACAGCCAUUACUGCCACUUGCUCAGUCACUGUUGUAAACCCUCAGAGUCAGCUGAACUAUUUUAGGCCAAACAUACUGUUUUUGUAAAGUAUUUUUCAUUAAUAAAUCUAUAAGAUAGUUCUAUUUAA